GAUAAUUAAAUCUAAAUGGCUGCUGCGAGGGAGAACCUGUUAUGUCAACAUUGUCGUUACUGUAACCCUGUCGUGAGGCGACGGAGAGACUCGCGGCUCAGGAACAGGCUGACCAGAGUUCCGAGUACCGUCCAGUCCUGGAUAAAUCGCCUGUCUUCGUCUUCUCUUCAAAGGUCUCUGUUGAAGGGCCUGAAUGGUUUUGAGGAAUUAAGGAAGUACAUCAAACAAGGGAGUGAAUUCUGUAAGGAAGUGUCGGCCAUUAUCCAGGAAAGGGCUGACUUAGAGGGAAAUUAUGCAAAACAUCUCAACAAACUCAGUCAAAAACUUGUAAAAGCCACAACAGGAAAUCUAGGAACCUUAGCUGAAGGAUGGCGGUCAGUGGCCAGUGUCAUGGAGCAGGAGGCGGAGCUUCACAGGAAUUUAGGUCAGGCAUUGGCUGAGGAGAUCAGUAAACCAUUAAAAUCUCUGGUGGAAGCUCAAAAUAAAGCCAGAAAACCGAUAGAGGCAACAGUGGACAAAAGUCUGAAGACCCUGACGGACAGAAGAACAGAAGAAACUAAGGCUAAGAAGCAGUGUUAUGUCCACGCCAAAGACAGCGAGAAGGGAGAGGAACUGAGGACUGAUACCAGUAAAGGGAAAACAGAGAAAGAUAAACACAAGAUUGAGAAGAAAUGUGACCAGAUGAGGAAGCAGCUAAGGAAAGCUGAUAAGGAUUACUGUGAACUUUGUGAGAAAGCAGAGACCGCACGACAAGAGUGGGAAUUCAAUGUCGCCAAGGGAAGUGCACAACUGCAGACCUUAGAUGAAGAAAGAUUAGCCAAGAUGGCCGACUACCUCAAUCAGUAUAAUAGUCAUCUCUCUGUCAUGGGACCUCGCUUACAAACUAGUUGUGAUAAAUUACACGAGUCUGUGAUAUCGGUGGACAUCCAGGAGGAUCUGAAGGCAGUGGCCAAGCAGCGGGGGACUCAGGGAACACCCCCAGAACAGAUAUUAUUAGACUGCUACGCAGAAGACUUACAAUUCACUAUGAAUGCGGAGAGGAGAAAGAACUACUUACAGAACUACCUUCUAUAUUUACGACAGUCUUUAGAACGGGAGAAGAAGGGAAAGGAAGGAGUGGAGAAAUUAGUAGGGGUUUAUAAAGAACGGCCAAACUUUGCUGACCAGGAUGCACAAGAGGACGCCAGACAAAGACUCUGCCAGGUGAUGUUUAUGAUGAAUUUCCUAGAAGCUAGUCAUUAUAAGAUAGCCUCGGUGUUAGCCAAGCUAGAAUGCCAGCCAAAGCUUGAACAUAAGUUUGCCAAAUACAUAGAAACUGUCAGAGAUAAACAGGGAAUUCCAACCAGUGUCCUGCGACUACCAAUCAACAUAGCUCUUGAAGGAAAUUCAGGCUAUGAUGUUACUUCGGUAACUGUAGGAGCUUUAGCCAAUCAAACACAGUCCGAUCCAUAUGAGGAACCAUUUGCUGAUGACGAGUUUGAAGAUUUUACAGAUCAUAGUCAUGUGAUCGGUCGAUGUCGAGCCCUGUAUGAUUAUGAUGCUAAUCGGAAUGAUGAACUCACAAUUAAACACGGUGAUGUAAUAAAUUUAUAUGAUAAACAGUUGGACGAUUGGUGGCAGGGGGAGCUACAAGGACGAGUUGGGAUAUUUCCCGCUACAUAUGUGGAGGAGAUAUGACCCAGGGGAUAUCUGAAAAUAUCUAAAAAUAGAUAAGGACCUUGACCAGGAUAAGGUUGUGUGGAACAAGUACUGGCUGUUGGACUGCGUUAAUUUUGAUCUGAAAACUGAGGAAAGACAUGAUGACUGUGGCUUUCAGAAAAUUUGGAUCCAUGUAGUGAUCUGAAGCUAUAUUGUGACCUUAAUAUAUAUAAAAGGUCAAACUUACAGUCUGGAAAUAAACAGCCUCUGCUGAAACCAUUUUCUGCAGUAGAUGUCCACUUUACUAUUGUGCCCUUGUAUGCUAUACCAAAUUGACAAAUUCUAAUCGCUAACUAUGAUAUUAGUGAGGUACCAUACAAACACAUUAUUAGAGUGCAUUUAUUUGUAACGAAGAAAAGUGCUUUUGUUGAACUUUAUCGUACCAGGAUUAUAGGCUUAUUGUGUGUGAAUGGAUUCUUUUGGGUCCAACAUCAAGCAAUACUAUUUAGCCAUUGUGGUAAUUUCUUUAUUUUCAUUAUGUUUAAAAUUAUAUAAUCUGUGUUCAAAUAGUUUGCAUAAAAUAAGUACGUUAAGCAUAAUACAUAUGCUCUAUAUCGUUAAAACUUCCUCCCAUAAACUGUGUUCAAGUGAUUUUAUGCUGUUUUUGUUUUGACCAGGAAUAUUUAGCUUAUAACAUGUUUUGGCCAUCCAUUUGUAAAGAAAUGUUUUUGAUCAAAUGUAAAAAGAAAAUGUUACAUUAACAACUUUUUCUUACACACAAAAAUUUCCAACAUGGAGGUAAUGCACACAUGUCUUUUUUCAAUUUUUCCUUGUUGAGCAUUAUUUCACUGCAUGAAUAUAAUAUUUUAAUGAGUCAAAUAUCAUCUUUGUGUAAUAUUUGGUCAUGUUCUAUGCUUUUCGGUAAAAGAAAAAAAAUGAAAAAAGGGUUACCUAUAUCGACGUAAAUGAAAAGUCUUCCAGCUGAACUGCUCAUUUUUUCCUUAAUUGUGCACUUGUGAAAUUUGCAAAACCAUAGGUUGUAAAUUUUCAUCAAUAAUUUUAUUUUUCUUGUUAAAUUAUAAAAUAUAUAGUUACAUGUUUAUUAAUUCAAAAAGGAGUACUUAAAAUAUUUUAAAUGAUAGUGAGAAAAGAAUUUAAAUUAUUUUGUGAUAUAUUGAACAUGUAUACUACUUUAGUCAUGAUCAGGUUCAAUUAAUUUACAUAUAUUAAAUUUCAGCAAAUUUUCAUAACUAAAUGGCCAUAGGUUCACUGACCCUUGUUAUAACUUAAUGGUUAUUGUUUUAAUCAGAAACAAGACUUAAAUCUGUCUUGUUUUGCUUUACAUUUAUAUAUAACCCGACUCUGGAGAAGUAUGUAAGCAAAGCAGAAAAUGGACAUAUUCCAACUACAUGUCAAUGAAAUGACAAGUACUGUACAAUUGAUGUAACAUUAGAUUCAUUAUUUAUUAUGCUACAUGUAAUUGAGAUCCAUUUUUUGUUAUGUUUGUUUGCUUUGUAAUUUAAUGAAUUAAGUCUAUGAGGAAAUACUCAUUUAUUUGUUAAAUAAGGGCUUGUGAUUAUAUACACCUGUAUAGAAAAAUAUAAUGCACCAGGUAAUUUAAUUUUACUACUCUGUUUUUUUAUGGGUACCUGACAUUUUCUUUCUCAAUACUUUUCCAUUUCUGCAUACUUUUAAUUUAAUAAUUGAAAUUAUUGUUAUAUCCCAAAUUAUAUAUUGGCAUUUUUACAUUCCAUAAUUAUUUGUGAAAAUCUGUACAUUAUAAGACAUAUUGUCUGGUAAACUACUUGUUUAUCAGGAAAAAGAAACCUUUGCAAUUCAAUUUAAAUUUCUAAAAAGUAUUAACGAAGAAAUGGAUAUCCAUUUUAGCAUACUUGCCACUUGUUAUUCAAACAGUUUGCAGAAAAACAGAUUUGAAGAAUAAAAAUAAAACCAAAUUCAGACAGAGAUGUUUCAUGGACAUGUUUUAUGUCAUUGUGUGUUAUAUAUUGUUUAUUUCAUUAUUUGUAAAAUUGUAGAUUGUUUUAUCAAUGAAAAAUUAAAAUAAUUUAC
This is a messenger RNA of Saccostrea echinata, 3708 nucleotides long. RefSeq names its product nostrin-like. The transcript is spliced from 16 exons. Gene Ontology annotation, molecular function: protein binding. NCBI's taxonomy places the organism in Eukaryota, Metazoa, Mollusca, Bivalvia, Ostreida, Ostreidae. Gene Ontology annotation, cellular component: plasma membrane; cytoplasm. The record is from RefSeq and is a predicted model, not a curated record. The coding region runs from base 16 to 1677 and encodes 553 amino acids.